This is a messenger RNA of Knipowitschia caucasica, 966 nucleotides long. NCBI's taxonomy places the organism in Eukaryota, Metazoa, Chordata, Actinopteri, Gobiiformes, Gobiidae. The record is from the annotation of a GenBank genome assembly.
AUGAGCUCCGCUCCAAACACUGGCGCUGUGUCAGUCCCAGAGGCCGUCCCACGGCUCUCUGUGUCCGGACACCUGCAGCAGGUCGUCAGCCAUGUGAAGCUGGGGAACCUGGUGGCAGGGCUCAGCGGGGGGGUGCUGUCUACUCUCAUGCUGCAUCCUCUGGACUUGGUCAAAAUCAGAUUUGCAGUGAGUGACGGCUUGGAGCUCAGACCUAAGUACAGUGGUAUAUUUCACUGUAUGCGGAGUGUGUGGCAGCAGGAGGGGUUGAGAGGACUUUAUCAAGGUGUGACCCCAAAUAUCUGGGGUGCUGGAGCAUCUUGGGGUCUUUACUUCUUUUUCUACAAUGCUAUAAAAAGCUAUACAAGAGAAGGUCGUCAGACUGAGCUGAGUGCAACAGAGCACUUGGUAUCUGCAGCUGAGGCAGGUAUUCUGACACUCACAAUAACAAAUCCUAUAUGGGUGACCAAAACCAGACUGGUGCUGCAGUAUGACGCCGGGUCAUCAGGAAAGCAGUACAAGGGAAUGGUGGACGCCCUGGUCAAGAUCUACAGACACGAGGGGGUCGCUGGGUUGUACAAGGGUUAUGUUCCUGGCUUGUUUGGUACUUCUCAUGGGGCACUGCAGUUUAUGGCAUACGAGGAGCUCAAAAGAGAUUACAACAAAUAUCGGAAAGCUCCUUCAGAUGCUAAACUAAGUGCUUUGGAGUACAUCACAAUGGCAGCAUUAUCCAAAAUAUUUGCAGUGGCGACCACAUAUCCUUAUCAGGUGAUCCGUGCCCGGCUUCAGGACCAGCACAAUAAAUACAGUGGAGUUAUCGAUGUUGUCAGACGAACAUGGAGAAAUGAGGGAGGAAUUGGAUUCUACAAAGGAAUUGGUCCCAACUUGAUUCGAGUCACUCCAGCGUGUUGCAUCACCUUCGUAGUUUAUGAAAACGUGUCUCGUUUGCUCAUGACUCAACCCAACUGA